CCUAAAAGUGGUUUCGAUCAGCUCGGCCGGCUAUAGAUUUGCUCACCUACAAAAACAUCGGAGAAAGAGUUUGGGUGGAAGGAAAAUGAAGAAAUGCCGUUGUUGAAGUAUUACUGCGAUUACUGUGAGAAGCAAUUUCAGGACACACCAGCCGCUAGGAAGCGACAUCUCCAAGGCGUCCAGCACCAGCGUGCCAAAGCUCUCUACUACCAAAACUCCUCCUCCUUUUUACCAGCAGAUGCCAAUCACCAGAAGCAUCCUGAGUCCUUCGGGAAAGGAGUCUGCAAUCGAUUCCUCAGAACAGGAUCAUGCCAAUAUGAUGAUUCGUGUAAAUAUUAUCACCCCAGGCAAAACUUCCAGAGUUUAAAUCCUCAAGUCAUACCAGCAGAUAAUAUUCAUUCACCAAGUAUUGCCGAGAGUCAACUAGUUGGAGGAGGACCUUUUCCAGGUGGUACGGUUAGGGAUGGUAUGGGAAUUUCGCUGGGUAACCUACCUCCAUCACUUAAGCCACCGCCAGAGGGUGGAUAUCCUCCUCUUCCAUUUAUUGAUUGGGGAUAUUGAUUGGGUAUAGUAUGAGAUGCGGGUAGCUGUAGAGAAAGGAGCUCAUAUGUUCUUUGUUCUAACUUCCAAGUCAAUAUGGAGCUGGUACCAUGAUUUCUGAGUGGCUGAAGUGAGUUCUCUUUGUUCCUCCAUUACAUUUGAAUAAUAUUAUCAGUAGGGCUUGUCAUGCUUGUGUCUUUACCUGAACCGCUUUGCACACUUGGGAGUCCAUUUGCUUGGUAUUAGAGCGUUGACAGUGCAAGCAAGAGGAAACUGAAACCUGUAACCUGAGCCGACUUCAACUAAUAAGACUGAGUUGGAUCUAUGUUGCUCUCCUCUGUUUGUCCCAUCUUGCUACAUCUGUAUUUCAAGUACCAUUGAAUUAUAUUAUAUUCUCCUAUUAUCUUCUGAAAUGACAAUACAACUAUAAUUACAAGAUCUCGUUGAAGAUUUGUGUAAA
Molecule: messenger RNA, 1000 nt
Organism: Rhododendron vialii
Lineage: Eukaryota; Viridiplantae; Streptophyta; Magnoliopsida; Ericales; Ericaceae
Product: zinc finger CCCH domain-containing protein 3-like
Exons: 6
Coding region: 94-561 (155 amino acids)
Cellular component (GO): U12-type spliceosomal complex
Molecular function (GO): zinc ion binding; nucleic acid binding
Source: RefSeq, a predicted model, not a curated record